Molecule: messenger RNA, 7179 nt
Organism: Coniosporium apollinis CBS 100218
Lineage: Eukaryota; Fungi; Ascomycota; Dothideomycetes
Exons: 1
Coding region: 1-7179 (2392 amino acids)
Biological process (GO): replication fork processing; double-strand break repair via homologous recombination
Cellular component (GO): nucleus; Cul8-RING ubiquitin ligase complex
Source: RefSeq, a predicted model, not a curated record
AUGCGAGGAUGGCGAGAUAGAGGGUUCGUCCAGGACUCUGACGAAGAAGAGGAGUUGGACAGCAUUGACACGCAGAGCCCACCACAACCACCUAGCGCUCUUGACACAGUCGACGCGUGUUCUGAUGGGAUUGCAGUUGCGGAGCUUCCGCCUGCUGGGCUAUCCGAGGUCGCGGAUCAAAAAGAAGACGACAGCGAGCACAAUGCGUUCAUUGAAGUUAGAGAGGAGGGCAUUGGAGGAGGCGGAGUGCAGGAUAUUCUAGAAGGGGAGAUUCAGCAGCCGGGCUUACAAGGGGAUAUCUCAACCUCCGAGGGCAAGACAGUGCUUGAAGAUCCACCAGCACUAUCAGACAACGAUGAUUUGAGCGAGUCCCGGCAGGAGCCUCCUCAAGAUUCACCAGGACAAAUUCCCCGAUCGGCGCCUCCGGAGCGGAUUAUGCCGAUCAUUGAGAGCUGUGGAGCCUCACACCAAGAGAUAUUCCAAAGAGACAGGCCGGCCUCCAAGGUCACGGCUAAGGCAGGGGACUAUAUUGAGGAGUAUACGCCCAAUGGAGCCGGAGACGGGAGCAUCGAAGGAGCUAGAGUGGCAGACGCUAUUGAAGAGGGAAUUCAGCAGCCUGGGGCGCAGGAAAAUGUUUCGCCGCUUGAGGAGGAGAAGUGGGUGGAAGCUCUGCCGGCAGUUCGAGAGCCCGGCUAUCUGAGCGAGUCUCAGCAGGCGCUUCGUCAGGAUGAACAAGAAGUAGUACAAAACUCGCCGGAGCGGACCACAUCUGUCAGUGAAAGUCGGCGAAGCUCCUCUCAACAGAUGUCUCAAGGCGACAAUCUAGGACUAUCGGCACCAGCACAGCCGGCAUCACACGCUGCUGUAGGCUCACUGGGGACAGUAGCUGGGGAUGCAUCUGAAGAGGAAACAUCAGGUAGCCCGUGGAGGCCGGCUGUUCAAGUUGUGAUCACCAAACGGGCUGCUAGCGGACAGAAUCCGAAGAACCAGGAAGGGACACCAAACAACAACCGUCGAACAUUCCGGCCAAGGAACCCUAUACAACUUCAUCCAUACCUACUCGAAGGGGAGCACUACCGACGGACAUUGAAGGCGAGGGGUCUGAAGCCAAUCCGCAUCGCAACUCCCGCUCUUCAGCAAGAUCCGGAUACGCAAGCUGCGGAGACACAGGAUCAGGAGUUCAAUGCGGAGGAAGAAAGUCAGUCCGCAAGCCUGGGUUUGAGCUCACCACCAACACAGUCCACCUCGCCGCCCCCGACCGCACGCCCACCUGUCUCUGCGCCUUCCGGUCUACUUCCCGCGGCAAGACUGAGCGAUGGUGGUGAUAGCUCCGACGAUUUGCCCGGCCUUGACACACUUCUUCACCGAGGCGCAGUCGGACCUGUUCAACAGGGCCACAAGCGUCGAAAGAUCGGACAUACAUUCAGUAAGAAGGAAGCAGCUUCACGAAAUGGAUUACCUUCCGGCAAUACACCGAGAACGGACGUAGUACGAGACGUUUACGAUGUUCCGCCCUCACCUCCGACCUCCCAUAGUUCUCCUGCUGGCGUGCCCAACCCUGCUGAUACAACUGCGUUCCGCAUCCCAAGAGGGUUAUCACCUAACGUUGGUAUGCCGACACCGACCACCUCCUCUAUAACGCGGCCUCAUCGGCAGCUCGUGGUAUCGGAAGAGUCUGAGGACGAUACCCCGCCACUUAGCACCAUUCGACGGCGUUUACGGUCCCCUUCGGCUCAAGCCGUCACUGUUGGCUCAUCACAGACGUCCCAGUCAGAGUCAGAGGACAACGAAGAUCCGUCGGAGAUUAAACAAGUGCAGAAGCGCAUCAAGGGUGUUCUGCCAGCGUCGUGGUUGCGGCUCGAUCAGCAAGCCCGGAAGCAGGGACCUGCAGUGCAGCAUGGCCGGGAGCAUCGAGCCGCGUCUCUCGAGCAUGUGGCACCCCAGCGGGGUGUUGCACGGAGGAUAACGGCUACUGGCCGCACGAGGACGACCUCUCCAGAACAACAGCAGCACAGCGAGACGAUAUUGAUCAUGGACGAGUCUAACAUGUCAUCCGGAUCUCCUUCCCCGCAGAAGCCGCGUCCGUCCAUGACCGCAAAAAGUUCAACAACGCCCAGGUUCAAGCGUGUCACAAGUUCCGCCCUAGAGUUUGGUGAUAUCGAAGAAGACGAUACGAUCGACUUCAUGUUGCCUCCAACCUCCCGUAAAAGAGUAUUUGGCAAGGGGCCUCGCAAGCGACAGACGAACAUCACCGAUUCUUUAGGUCAUUCAAGGAAACGCUCAAGAACAAGCCUGAAUAGCUACACCGACCUGCCUCCUAUGACUGCUCGAUCGGCGGCCAACAGGACAUCGGGUAAAUCAACCGUACCGCUACAAAGACCACGAUCCCGAAAACCUCGAGUGCCUAACCUUGGUGUCCUCGAUGCACGGGACUUGAGCCCUAGCCACGGCAGCGCGGCACCGCAUUUCUUGCGCCUGGCAGCUAGGCAGGCGCGGCGACGUCCAGACUACGGUAGACAUAGUCCCUCCGGUAAGGCCAUACGACUUCAGACUUAUGGAGAUAGCGAAGAAGCAAACCGGCCGCUUCGUGACUGGCGAGCAGGCACGCUGGCUCCUUGUUCAGUGCCAGACGUGUCUGCUAGCAGAAUGAGAAUACGGCUGCCGCUGCACGACAUCUCUGACAACAAACAGCAGCAGAGGUUUCCGUCACCCGUCAAGCUUCCAGCCCUUACCGACUCAGAAACAACUGAUCGAGUUCAGUAUUGGAGUAUCCCUUCUGCACGCCGCCAGAGUCCAAAGCUGCAGCAACAGAGGCUGCAGCCAGUCCUACUCAAUUCCGUUGAUACACGCCCCACUGCUCUACCAACCAAAAGCAAUCUAGUUCGUUCAAUCACGACGAGGAACUUGCCAUCGAACCGUCGAGAUCAACAACCUCUGUACAGAGCGGCGCAGCUUGAAGGUCUGGAAACGGACUUCAGUCAGCACCAUCAUCGACGCAGUUUCCGAACAAGUCCAUCUCGAACAAACCACGGUAUCUUUGAUCGUCUCCACAGCGAAAGCACUACAACCAUUCUCCGACUCGAGAGGUUCCUGGCUGAUGAUGAUGCGGUCGCGCCCGAAACAAUACGACAACACCAUGAGGACGAGGCCGUUCAAUCGGGUAUCGGACAAGCUGAAGCCAUCGUUGGGCCCCGAGCUCAAAAACAGUCCAAGAGGAAGCCGCGGAAGCGCCCGCCCAUGCGGAUAGACGCCGAGGCUCGAGAGUUCAGACAGCCUGAAGAUCCGCUUCCGCCUGAAGACACUGCUAGUGUUGUAUCAUCGACGGUGGUAGACGCUGAGCAAAACACACUUCGUGGACUCGGCCCCUAUGGUACUCGGUAUCCCAUAGACUUCGAUAUAUGCCCUCUUGGUGUGGGCACUUUCUUCCAUGAUACUACUUUUGUUGGCAGUGGCGAGUUUCUUCAGAGCUUGACGCUGCUCGAACGUGAUCUUGACAUGGCUGCUGGACACGCUUCCAUCAACUAUUGUGGAAGGCACGUCUGCUGGAGCUUCUGGACUGAAGAGGUGGCUUCUGAGAUGGCGGAGUUCUUUCUACUAGCUACGGAAAGAAUUAAGGCUAUGCGCAUGCCCGAGCCCGACGAACCAGACAGCAGCAUUCACCAGCACGUUGGCGCAGCGACGGACAUCAACGUCUUCCUCAGAGCAUUGACAAGAUACUUUAGGGGUAGCCUCAGUUUCCUCGACCCGAUUGACCGCCGGUCGUUCGUCAGCAGAAUGCUGGUAACUCUGCAACAGUUCCAAAUCGCUAUCGAUCACAAGCUUACGACCCUGCCGGCUGCACGAGAGUUGCAACAGCCGCUUGGGGGUCACCUGCGUCGAAGCCAGCUCUACCUACUAGUCAUGACCUAUCAGCUGCUGCAGAUAGGAAAGCAUCCCGUAGUCGAUAACGCUACCCUGGCCGAAGUGCAGGAUAGCAUUCGCCUCCUUGCUCGAACUCUUACCAAGGAUCUAUGGAAAAACGGAAUGAAUGAGACGAGGGCCUUCCUUGAAGGGAACAGAAGACAUGCGCAACGCGAAGCCGGAAUUCGCAAUGAUGGUUCAAGCGUAGGGACGAUCGUAAUUCUCAUGCAUGUAAUGGACCACGCUCAGAUAUCGGCUGCCUCGUUCUGGGAGAUCUGGAACGAUGAAGUCUCGUCAGGCAUGGCGUGCAUGAACCGCUUGCAGCAGUUCGAGCGCAUCUGGUACGAUCUCUUCACCGUCUUGCCAAUCGGAGAAUUUGACGCAAAUGGAUUGCUUAGAGUUGGGAAACGGUUCCAGGGUUCGGCGGAGCAUUGGGGCCUCGUAAGGGCGCUACUCGGUCGGCUGUUUACGCUCUACCCCGAGACUUGCAGUAACAGAAGCGCUUCUGUCAACGACUAUUUACGAGCUAUACUUGCAAGGUGCCAUCGAUUGAUUCACGAUUGGGGUUGGCGCAGGUGCGAGUCGGUCCUCGGCACCAUGUUCGACUUCUUCGCCCGCAACAACCUCUCCCCACUAUUCAAUGAAGAGAGUCGAGGCUCACCGCUGUUCCUCGAGUCCCUCCGUGAGGAACCGGCACUGGAUGUUCAACAGGGGGAUCGAGCUUUCCACAUCUUCCUCAAGACUCUUGCGGUCGGCUUAAAGAGUAUGCGCUCACUAUACACCGAGAAGCGAAUUGGUGGCAUAGUGUGGCGCUUCAUCCCAAAUCACGGUCGCACCUAUCGCAAGGAUGAGGAGCUCAAGCGGGCGGACGUUGAUGCACUUCGGAAUCAUCAUGAUCUACUCUGCACGUUGUAUUGGGUUUCGCCGGCUGGCUGCAGACCGCGGCCCGAUCUACUCCGUAACCUCGUCGACCAUAACCUGUCACACACAGAGGCUUGCCGGGUCAACAUCAGAGCAUGGACGGAUCUUACAAGGUAUCAGAUCUCCACGGAUGAGCCAGCCGCGGCGAUGGACCCCUUCGCAACGUGGUUCAGGGAUAUAGUAGAUCAAACCGUUGCUCAGUAUCGCUGGGCAAGGACCGAAGCGGAGGGUCAUUACGAGAAGGCCAGGAUCCAGGGUAACGGAGUCAUCUCCACCGAGUUGCUUCAGCGGACGAUUAGCAACAAUCAGGAGCAGGUGCUCGCGAUUCUGAGUCAUGCUGUCAUUGGCAUGAGAAGCGCGAUAUCGAUCGCCCAAAAAGAAACUGCUGCCACGGCGUUGCUUCUGAACUCUUCGGUAACUGCGGUCUUCGGCCUAUUCGACCCCAAGAAUGCCAAGGUUGAUCAGGUCGUUGUCGAAGCACUGGGUGUGAUUCGGGCGCAUGCGGCGCUACUCAACCGCCGGCAAGCGAAAGACCAGAGCCAGCAACCGAGCGAGGAGAGUCAGGAUUACGGGGAAUGGCCGGACCUUGAGGACGAUGCGACGACAAAGCAGUGCGAUGAAGCGGCAAAGCCAGCCGUUGAGUUCAUACAUGAGCCCCUGGCGCAUCUGCUGUCCAAUUGUUUUGGAGCCGAGCCUGCUCCAUCUGAUAGACUGCUCACUGAAGUCAUCGAUACAUGGGCAACAGUAGCAGCCUUGCAAGUGCGGUACAACACCAAGACCUGGGAUGACUAUAUUAGCGCGUAUGGCCAGGCGUCGUGGCAUCAACUCCGAGAUACAGAGCAGACUCGCAAAUUUACAGCGUACUUCUUGUCAGCUAUCGUCGAAAGCGAUCCUACAGCCUAUCAGGACCAUUGUUCGACGUUCGUUUCCUCGUGGAUCCUCUCACUCAUGGAGCGGGAGUCAAUGCUCAAGUAUCAGCAUCGCCUCACUACGGUUUUGAUAAACAACGAUCCCACGAACCCACUUCUGCGUAACCUGCCGUUCCUGGCUGGUCCUCGAACUGGACGCUACGAGAUUUCCGCAGGCGAGCUACGCGAACGCCGUCUCAGUUUGGUCUCCGGCAUUCUGGCGAACAUGCGCGAAGAGUAUGAAGCGGCGAUGCACGACAGGCCCGACGAGCUCGUGGAGCUGCGAAGAGACUAUUCCGAUAUUCUCAAGCAGGUUAUGAUGGCAACGAAGAAACACUAUCAAGAGCUACAGCAAGGCACGGCCGUUCGAGGCGCGUAUGUCGAAUUCGUGCAGAAGGUGGUUGGAUUUUUGCAGCAGUACACCGCCGACAUAUGCCCAGUUGACAAGUUUUUCACCGACUCCGCUGCUUUUCCACUGCCGGCUACGGAUCCAACCUACGUUGUUGGAAGACUAAAAGGCUAUGCAUCGAAGCUCUCAGACCCUCGAAUGGUCAAGCAGCUUGCAGUGUUCAUACAGACAGUAUCUGAGCGCGCCGCUGUCGAUGAUCAGCAGGCGUAUCUGGUCGAUCAGAUGUACACGGCCGUGUCUGGAACGUUCGAAUCGGGCAACCUGGAGCGGCCUUCUUUGCGAUACGUGCUCGUGCAAGCCGUCUUCCCAGCAUACAUCGAGCAGUGUUUCAAAUCCGCGACUGGUUGGAUCCUAGCGAAGCCGGUUCUGCAAGCUUUAACGCAGAUGCUCAGUAACUUACAAUUCGACACUGACGUUACCGAUCAGUCGAGUCGUAGCGCUGUGGUACAGAUGAUUACAGGGACUCUGAAAGUCCUCCGUCUUACUGUGGAGCUGCUGGUCGACCACUCUGGUCUCCUCGAGCAACCAUACAUCCUUCACAUGCUUGGAGUUGUCUUCCAGACCAUCACGGCCCCGGUUCUGCUACUAGAUUACAUAAUUCGGCGAACGCGGCAUUCGGGAAGCGCACUACAACACAUCAAAUUCUUCCGAUCGUUUGGCGCAUUUACUGCCCAAAUGAUACGCGGUCAGGAGGAUGGUCCUGCUCCCGAGCUUGAAGUGAAUUCAUCGGAAGAGAGCAACGAGAGGUCACCAGAAAAGACGGAUGAAGGUUUCGAUGGUGUCCGCCAGUUUUGCGCUCGCGAGCUCGACCAGGUCAUCACGGCGAACUGGGCUAAGUACGGGGAUCAGUACUACUUGAUCCGAGGCAACAUUAGGAAGGAGGUCAGAGUAGACCUAAGAACGGUGGAUGAGGAGCGCGUCAAGGUCCUCGCUGCUAUCGACGACUUCAACAUGACUGUUGGUAGGAUGAGCUCAUUCGGCGACCGGGCGGUGCACCAGAAAAGGGAGCUGCAUCAGUGGAUGAAGGGGCUAGUGUUCUGA